CUUGAAUAUAUUUUACAAUUUUGCUAUUUUUUAUGCUUUUAUAAGUUUUUGUCAGUUUUUAAUCAUGGAUGAUAUAAUGCCGACAGAGAUCUUGGAGGACGAUGAGGGUUCUAUAACACACGAAGAUCAGGAGGAAUUCGUGUAUGAGACACACGCAGACGUAUACAGUUCACCUUCCAAACUCCUAGUACCACCAGAUCGUGACGAUUCGUACGAGUCCCAAGAGUCUCAAGAAGAAGAUGAUAACAAACAUAUGGGUGAACAGUUUGGAAUGUACGAUGAUCUUAGUGGCAGUGAUUUAUCUGAAGGGUCAUUAAAUGUUGAUCAUGUUAUCAUCGACACGGAAAAAGUUGAAUCAAUUGAGCGUCUCAGUGAGACUGACAAAAAUGAAUAUGAAAAAAUGAUUUUGGAUAUACAACUCUCUAUUUACCAAGAAGAAUCUAAAAAUCACUACUUGCACAAAAGAAUAAUAGACUACGUCCGCAAAAGAAAGAUGGACACAUGUUUAAGAGAAGCAGACAAUGAUGAUAGCAGAGUCUACGUUAAAAGAUACAAAGCACAAUUAUUAAAUUAUGGAACACUAAUAGAAGAUAUUGAAAAAAACAGAGAAGCUUUUACUACAGACAUAGAAAAGAUUAAAAUGGAACGUGAUAAUCAGAUUCAAGCGUCAGAAGUUUUAUUUCAAAAGUUGCAGGCCAAAGAAAGAGAAGUAGGAAUUGGAUUGAUACACGCAAAAACUGGGCUUCCUUUACAAGAUAAGAAAGUAGAUAUGUUACUGAAUCAACAAAAGGAAUACUACAAUCAAGUAAGAGAUCGAAGAUUAAAACAUAUUAAAUUAAAAAUGAGAGUCACCGAUCUUGAAAAGAGAAUGAACCAGCUUUUAUAUAUUGGCGAAGGAUUAAAUUUACUCGAUUAUGAAACACUGCAGUUUAAAAAUCGUUCCUAUCAAGAUAAAUUAGAUGACAGAGAGGACGAAUUAAACAAACUGCGUAUGACAUGUAGAAAUGGCAUUCAAGUGUUGGCUCACUUCCGGGAAAUAUCAACUUCGACAGAGGAAGAAAUUUAUAAAGAAAUUGAGGAGUUAAAAAAAAUCAAUGAAUCUGUCGAUAAGACUCGUGAAAAAUUGAACAAACUAAAGACGAAGCGUAACAUGAUAAGAAAUCAGGCCUACAAUCUAAAAGAAUCAUUGGGUCUCCUAACUAAUCCCGAUUUGUUAAAAGACAUGGAAAAGUCAAUUGAUGACCUCGCAAAUCUCACUGAUCUAGUAAAAGAAGCUGAGACAGAUAACAAAUUGAACAAAAUUAAAAUCAGAAACAUUCGCAAAAAUAUGGAAAAAAUACCCCAGAGUAAAAAGGAACUGGAUAAAUUGCCGGCCAUACGAAAGUCACCGAGAAAGGUACACAGGAACAGAAUUAUCUUACCAGUUGACGCGUUCAAAGGUACCAGAGGACUGCCAUUGCCAAAGUACUGCUUGGGAAAAACUCGUAUAUAGAAUAUAUUUAGGCUAAUCACGUAUAAUUGAAUAUGUUACUGUCGAAUACUAUAGAUAUCUGAUAUAUUAUUGCCUCGAUGAAAUAUAUAAUUUUUACAAAAC
Messenger RNA from Aethina tumida (small hive beetle), 1594 nucleotides. Its product is annotated as beclin-1. The coding region runs from base 65 to 1492 and encodes 475 amino acids. The transcript has 7 exons. Gene Ontology annotation, biological process: cilium assembly. Gene Ontology annotation, cellular component: ciliary basal body; axoneme. The record is from RefSeq and is a predicted model, not a curated record. NCBI's taxonomy places the organism in Eukaryota, Metazoa, Arthropoda, Insecta, Coleoptera, Nitidulidae.